Molecule: messenger RNA, 1701 nt
Organism: Folsomia candida
Lineage: Eukaryota; Metazoa; Arthropoda; Collembola; Entomobryomorpha; Isotomidae
Exons: 4
Coding region: 204-1265 (353 amino acids)
Molecular function (GO): protein binding
Source: RefSeq, a predicted model, not a curated record
CUUUCGGCCACUCGUAUCAACCUUGUGGGGACGGAGAAGAAUUCAUAUUUUUAUUAAGGAUCCGAUCAUUCGGAAACGAGAGGGAAGGAGCCCGAUUUCAAAUCUUUUGUCGUCAUGGGAAAUUCCGGAUUAAACGGGUGUCGAACGCCAAAAACUACGCAAUAUUCCUAAACGAGACCGAAGUUUGUGAUACCACGGAUGGAAUGAGGAUCUCACUCGGGGACAUUUUCGUCGUCGCGGAACGUGUCCGAUUGAAACCUGCCGACCAACCCUGGUGGAAACCAAAAUGGAAAGUUUUUUCAAAGAAAAAUCUGCAGAGUAAGAAUAGUCCAGGAUAUUUUCAACACACGUGCGUUUUCAGCUUCCAGGCCAGAAGCAUUCUGACAACGUUCGACCCAAGUGAGUAUUAUUCACUACCAAAAACCGAAUAUUUCCCAAGUGAUUCAACCGAAUCCUACAGCGCACUAGAGAAUACGUUGAUCCUUUCCAAAAUUUUUUCCCACUUGGCCCCCUCAACAUUAAAGAAUUGCCGCCUAGUGUCAUCCUUCUGGGAAAGUGAAGCCGUUCCCAUGCUGAAGUCCCGGUCCGAAAUUCGGUUCCAAUUUUAUGCCUACCGCGAACCUUCCAAGUCGACGAGAUUUUUCCUCUAUAGACAUGAAAUGUUACCCUUCGCCCAUCCCAAUUGGCACGUGGACCUCAUCGAUACCGGUGAAACGGUCAUGUUUUGCAAAUUAAGGUCCGAUUUCGAUAAAGUUCUCGAACAAAAUUGUGGACCGAUCCGCCGACUGAGUUGUGUUUACUGUCCGACAAUAAAUAACGUGCUGUUGGUUAGGUUGUUGAAUCGCCUGGCCGGUUCGUCGGAUUGGAGAUCGGAAAGGUAUGGAAAUUUGACGCGUUCCUUGAUAAAACUAACUAGGAGGGUGUCCGCGCUGUAUUUGAGGUCUUACAGUGCCCCGAUGAAUGCGCAUUAUUUGCGGGAAAUUGUAUCGAGUAAGGAAUCAUAUCCGAGGUUGAGGGAUGUUCGGAUUAGAAAAAUUAAUUGGGAUGGGAUGGAAGCGUUGCGGGGUUUAAAAGCGGGUUUGGUUAGACUGGAGAUUAAUUGGUUUUCUGACGAGUGUGAGAUUCGACAGGUGGAAAAGGUCGUUCAAAGACAGAGAGAUUCGUUGGAGUUUUUGUAUCUAGAAGUGCCCCCGGACUGGGGGGUUUUUGAUGUAGGGGAGAUGCCUUACUUGAAAAGGAAAUACAUUUUGUUUAGACGGGUUUAAAUAAUAGAUGAAAAUGCUCGACUCCUUUUUAGGCCUCUUUCUUUACUCUGAAUUAUAUUCAUAGCCUAAUAGACUCAGGAACACACGCUGUUAUCUACAGUACGUAACUUAAGUAUAGCUACAAUAUACUAAAGGUUCAAAAGGCUAGAUCUACAACCUCUUGUUUAUACCUAAUUAUAUUCAUACGUACAUUGAUUGGGGACCCAUUUCACGCAUUUCUUAAAGGUUUUAAAUUUAAAUUUCAGAAAAUGAUGUAAUUUAAUGAAUUUUCAGAUGAAUUAAAUUUGUAUGAAUAAAAUACAAGCUUGAUUUUAUAAAAUACAAAAUUAAUGAAUUUUCCUUUGUAUUGUAAUACAGAUCUGAAUAUACAUAUUAUUUAAAUUACACAGAAUUUAAUUAAGCAGGAAAUGAAACCUCCACAGAUAUUGGACAUUUA